AUGGCUGCUAGUUCUUCAAAACUCAAGAGUUGUUACAGCAUCCGAUCUAUUAGCCUGCCUACCAGAUCACAUCCUACCACUGCUGGAAUUGAGGAGGAGCUGAGCAAGUUCAAGAAAUGGGAGGCAUCGCCCACACCAACUGCAAAGACAAUCAGCAAUGAUCUAUUGGGACUGCAGGACCUGUACACACGGGCACAGGAUCUUCUUGAAUUGCCACUGACCCAGCAAGUGAUAUCUCGCCAUCAACACGCGAGAUGUGUGGAUGAGUUGCAGGAUGGGUUGAUGGGCCUGUUGGAUAUCUGUGGCAGAGCAAGGGAUGUCAUCUCACAAAUCAAGGAACAUGGUAGAGAUGUUCAGUCCUCUAUGAGGAGGACAAAUGGUGACUCAAACAUCCAAAGCAGCAUAGCUAAGUACACUUGCUUUAGAAAGAAAAUCAAGAAUGAUGCCAAGCAGUUGAUUGCAGUGCUCAAGAAAAUGGAGAAUAAAAUUGGGGCAUCCCCACUCUUGGAACUAGACCAUGUCUCCUCGGUUGUUAGAUCACUAAGAGAGAUGGAGUUGGCGAGCAUCUCCAUCCUUCUUUCACUUCUCUCCUUCUUGUCUGUCCCAAUCUCAUGGCCAAAUUCUGCAAUACGGUCACUGGUUUCGAAAUUAUUGAACAAGGGGGCAGUAGCACGUGAAAACAAACUGGAGAAUGUGAAGGAUCUGCAAAGCUUAGAUACUGCAGUGUAUGCCCUGUCCAAGAGUGAUUCAGGUGAAGGGGAUAAGAAGCAAGUUGUACAAAAUGGCCUCAAGUCUUUCGAGGUUAGCAUCGAAAACAUCGAGAAUGGUCUAGAGUGCUUGUUUAGGAGCAUGAUUAAAGCAAGAGCCUCUCUUCUAAACACAGUCUCUACAACAAUUUGA
Diospyros lotus (date-plum) is the source of this 900-nucleotide messenger RNA. RefSeq lists its product as uncharacterized. The transcript has a single exon. Bases 1 to 900 code for a protein of 299 amino acids. Lineage: Eukaryota; Viridiplantae; Streptophyta; Magnoliopsida; Ericales; Ebenaceae. The record is from RefSeq and is a predicted model, not a curated record. Gene Ontology annotation, biological process: shoot system development; root development.